UUGUAGGCGCCAAUCAAUCCACGAGCAUCCAUAGCAUAAUCCAUCAGCAGUCCGAAUAUAAGGGAGACAUGGGGAGACCUGCGGCGUAAAGCCAAGCAGCUUAUGGGCAUCGGAUGCUUUCGGUUGUAGUGGUCGCUGGUUUGCGGCUUACGUUUUGCGCUCAGUAGAGUAGCCCUCACUGCAGUGACGUGUAUCUUAUCGGUGCGUGUUUCUCAAAAAUUUUUACUGGCGAAGUUAACAGAGGCGCUCUGCUCAUGACCUGACGGGAGCGGUCGACGGCGGUGCCACGGGCAGUGCUUAUACGCGGCUUCAAAAUGCAGCCAGAUCCUCAGCGAACCCAGAGGCUACUGUCUGGGACUUCCUCAAGCGACUAUGCUCGAGACGGGGAAUUGCUGCGCCCUAUACCGGAGUUGACUGUGGGACCGAGCAUACGCGCGCGAACGCACUAUGACUACCCGCAGAUAGCUCCUUCGCCUCGGGGAGAUGGAGACCGGCCAACUCCUCCGAAGGAACCAGAGCCCGUCCAGCCGCACUCCGAAGUGGCCUUGCGAUUAGGGAGCAUUCUUCUUGACAACUUGGUGGCGCAGCCAUGCAUAGUGCUGAGAAGACAAUGCCAGGUGCAUAGGACUGCCAGCAAGUACCAUUUGACACCAUGGACGCUGUUUCCUAUCAUUGCGAGGUUGCAGCAGAGACAGGGCCUGAUCACCCUCUGGAAAGGUGCACCAAGCAUGUUUAUUGUACGUGGCAUCGUUGUGGUGGUGGAGACUGUCCUCGCUGAAACAACGUCACUUCCUCGUGAGCUCACAUCGCACAGCUCUCUUCGUCAGCUUUGGCAGCAUCUACUUCUCAAAAGUGUGGCCGUGGCUGUGGCAACGCCCUUCAGCUGUGCUAGUCUGGUGGAGGUGGUUCAGUGCGAGGCGGCCAGCGAACGACCAGGCUUGUUCGACUGCUUGCGUGAGGGUCUGAUGCGCUUGCUGCCACGAGGAGGACCCAAGCGUGGUCGAAUGCUGCCCCUGUGGCGCCUCCUGGGGGCAUCGGUGGCACAUGGCCUCGCCCACUACCUCCUCACUACUAUGGUGCGAUGGGCUGCGCUGCAGCUGCUGCGCAUGCACCGGCACAGGCAGCACCAACAGGUUCUGCUGCUGCGGCAGCAGGCUGGCAUUGUGCACGGCCCCAUGGGUGAUGCUCUGGAACUACCGUCAGAAGGUGCCUCAUUUCUCCAAGAAAUGGUAGCAUCACUCAUUGGUUCACUUGUGGCAGAUGUGCUGCUCUUCCCUUUUGAAACUGUUCUCCACAGGCUCUACUUACAGGGAACUCGAACAAUUGUUGACAACCUGGACACGGGUUGUUCAGUGACGGCCAUUAUCUCCCAGUAUCAAGGGCCUGUGGACUGCUUCCGGUGCAUAGUAGCCGAGGAAGGUGCGGCAGGCCUCUACAAAGGGUUCGGGGCUCUGCAGCUGCAAUACAUGCUCCAGGGAGCCCUGCUCAAGCUGACACAAAUGCUGUGCCAGGAGUUCUGCCCACACGUCCUCUAAUGUCAUCAUGUGGCUUUUCCUGCACAGCCAUCUUUGUUUUCAAGCACUUGUGGCUAGAUGGAGCGGCAUUGCCCUUGACAGCUAAAUUCAUCCGUGCCAGUGUACCACCUUGCUUUCCUUGCCUAGACAGGCAUGCACAAGUAAUAUGGGAGUCGUGCCGUUGUGCACAAAACUAGCACCGCUUCGAAAUUACAUGACAACAAGCGCAUCAGCCUGGAUUUACCCUCCCAUGCACAGAUUGCUAGAAAAAUUUUCACUUUUCAGCUUAUACAAUUGGGCUAACAGAUGUAUAGCUGCAUCUUGAAAAUGAAGUGUAAUAGAGUUUUAAAAAAAAAGCUGUUCUGCAAUGGACAAAUAGUAUGCAUGUAAAACGGAGCUUUACGAACACAACUGCACGGUACCAACAGCUAGGAAGUGGUGAAGUCUGGGCAUUACUUUCGAUGAAUUUUAUUAUUAACUCAGCUGAAGGUGAUUUUUUUCCCUUGAAAUGGUACCACUGCCUUCUGGGCUUGUCUCUUGGCUGCCCAUGAAGGAUGCAGGUCUGGUGACACACAUGGAAAGGAAAGCAAGGAGGGGGUUAUACAAUAAUGAACUAUGAAAACAAUAAUAAAUGCUGCUGUAGGAAACAA
Dermacentor albipictus is the source of this 2164-nucleotide messenger RNA. RefSeq names its product mitochondrial outer membrane protein SLC25A46-like. Gene Ontology annotation, biological process: mitochondrial membrane fission; mitochondrial fission. The record is from RefSeq and is a predicted model, not a curated record. Lineage: Eukaryota; Metazoa; Arthropoda; Arachnida; Ixodida; Ixodidae. Gene Ontology annotation, cellular component: mitochondrial outer membrane.